Aspergillus campestris IBT 28561 is the source of this 1251-nucleotide messenger RNA. It is a transcript of the gene rad18, whose product is annotated as E3 ubiquitin-protein ligase RAD18. Gene Ontology annotation, molecular function: single-stranded DNA binding; ubiquitin protein ligase activity. The transcript is spliced from 3 exons. Gene Ontology annotation, cellular component: nucleus; Rad6-Rad18 complex. NCBI's taxonomy places the organism in Eukaryota, Fungi, Ascomycota, Eurotiomycetes, Eurotiales, Aspergillaceae. Gene Ontology annotation, biological process: DNA damage tolerance; protein monoubiquitination. Bases 1 to 1251 code for a protein of 416 amino acids. The record is from RefSeq and is a predicted model, not a curated record.
AUGGAGUCCUUCGACCUCUCCGACUCCACCGACUGGCUCGGCACGCCGCUGUCCCUCCUCACGCCGCUCGAGUCCGCCCUCCGAUGCCAAGUCUGCAAGGACUUCUUCGAUAACCCGGUCAUUACGUCCUGCAGUCAUACGUUCUGCUCGCUGUGUAUUCGACGGUGUCUGAGCACGGAGGGGAAAUGCCCCGCUUGUCGCAGCGGGGAUCAGGAGCUGAAGCUGCGACGGAAUUGGGCUGUCCAGGAACUGGUCGACGCGUUUCAGGCUGCGCGGCCGAGUGUGUUGGAUCUGGCGAGGAAGGCUGUUGCCGCGGAGGGCGACGAUGAUGGUGAAGGGGAGGGCCCCGUCGCGAAGAAGAGGAAGGUCGUUGCUCGCGAUGAGGAACGGUUGGUGGCGGAUGGUGCGGCGGCGGCGGCAUCGGAGGGAAGACAGACUCGGUCGCGGAGUAGAGGGGUUACUACUGCGCCGUCAGAGGAAGUGACUAUGCCUGUGACGGAGGUCAUUGAUGAUAGUCAAGAUGAGGAGUUUCUUCCCGAUGAUGGAAUGGUGGCGUGUCCUUGCUGCAGUCGGAGGAUGAAAAACGAUGUCGUGUUUCAGCAUCUGGAUAUAUGUACAGGAAAAUCGGCUCCUCCAAAGCCAGUCUCAUUUGGACCAUUAAAAGCCCAGUCAUCCCAGUCGACGACGACGAAGCCACCCGAGAGACUCCCCACGAUUAACUACUCGCUAUUGAAAGACAACGUGUUGCGGAAAAAACUCAAAGAUCUGGGUAUACCGAAUUGGGGCCCGCGCGCCCUUCUACAAAAACGCCACACGGAAUAUAUGAAUCUAUGGAAUGCCAACUGCGACUCUAAAUCACCAAAAUCAAAGAGGGAACUCCUGCAUGAAUUGGCCGUCUGGGAGCGGACCCAGGGCGGCAAUGCGACCUCUGCUGAUUCCGGGAAUGCGGUCAUGCGCAAAGACUUCGAUGCGACGGCCUGGUCGACAAGCCAUGACACCGACUUCAAACAAUUGAUCGCCAACGCACGGAAGCGGGGCGAUAUGAUGGUCAGAUCAACGAUACCCCAAGCGGCUGCUCACUCGAGCGAAUCGAAUGGGCCCGCCCCGCUGGAACAGCCGGUAGUAUCUCCCAUUGCAACAGGAAACGAGCCGGGACGCGCCAAUGCCCCAGUAGAUCUCACCGUGGCAGACCCGGUUGGCGAGGCCCAGGGUCCCAGUAAUAGCCAGAUUUCCAACGCUCCCCUCGGCUAA